Molecule: messenger RNA, 9704 nt
Organism: Atta colombica
Lineage: Eukaryota; Metazoa; Arthropoda; Insecta; Hymenoptera; Formicidae
Gene: e(y)3
Exons: 10
Coding region: 318-9287 (2989 amino acids)
Source: RefSeq, a predicted model, not a curated record
GCUUGCGUAUUGAUCCCGUCUGUCUGAAAGUUAGAUAGGCGAACAAGCGGGAUAGGAUAUCUCUUCCUACGUUAUAAUCUAUUUGUGCAACACGUGUAAUUCAUCGGGACCGAUUCGCGCACAAGUGCAGAGAGAUAUUGGUUAUGUUCGCUGUUUGGGUGAAAACAAAUUGAAGAGCGAUGUAGCGUAACGAGGCAUACCCGAUUUGUACGCGUGGAGAUUUGUUCGAUCAAUUGGAACGAAAAAGUCCGCAUAAAUGUACGGCGGCAACGGCAGCAGCAGGUGCAACGACGUCCCCUGCACGGAACAUCGAAACAAUGUCCGACGGUUCUAAAAUGGGCCUAUUUGGCUCGAAGGACCGGAAUCAGGAACAAAAAGAGAAAUCUUCCAAGGACAAUUCCCCAUCCCGUUAUGCACCAUAUGGCGUUGACAGCGAUACCGAAACAUAUGAUACCGAGGCCCUGAGCAUGAUGGAUAUCAACGAUAUCAUCGGCGUACAAUCCGGCGAACAGAUUGGUGAUUCAACUCUAGAAAGUGAAAUCGCUGCUCUUUCACAGAUUAUUACAGAAUCAAAGGUAGAACCGACCUUACAGGAGAGCUUAAAGCCAGUAACGCAACAUAGUUCUACGAUACCGAGUCCUACUUCUAGUACUGUUUGUAUCACAAGCACUGAUAACAUUGAUAUUCCUAAUGCCGAAUCCAGUAUUGUGUCUGAAAAAUGUAAAGAUAGCAUCCAUAAACUGCAGCAAGGAAUGUCUGAUCUUGCCUGUGAAAGUAAGACGCAAGCAGAAUCAUCAAUUACCACAAAACAAAGUGUUUCAGAGAAUACAGAAAUGGACCUUAUAAUUAAAAGUGAUGAAGCUUCUGACGUAAAUAUUAACCAAGACACUAUAGUAUCUCCAGAUAAAGUUGGUGAUACAUACACAGUUUGUACAGCAGAAUCUAUUUGUACAUUGUCUUCCAAUAACAAGUCACACACUGAGAUUAAUUCCUCAACUGUCACGUUAAAUGAUGAUACUGUACCGGAAACUGCCACAGAGAAAAGUGUUGUUGAAAAGACAGAGAAUAAAACUGUUGACAAAAUAAUUGACAGUCAAAAUGAAAUCAAAAGUGACAUAAGGCCUAUGAUAACAGUUGGUAACAUUAGCAAGAGUUUACAACUAAUAGGAGAAGCAUAUAAUUCAGAGGAUUCAGAGGAAACGGAUGUGAGCGACUUGCCAAAAGAGACUGCAUCACUUUUUAAAGAAACUCUACUGCCAGAUGUUUCUCCAAAACAGCACAAGGAAGACAAUUCUGAAGCAACUGAUAUAUUGGAGCAAACUACUGAAACGUCUUCAAAGUUAAAUAAUACUGCAGAUGCGACUAUUUCAGAAGAAUUAAAUGCAAAAGUAGAAAACGUAGACAGUAAAAUAGAAGAUUCAAAUAUAAAAGAGUCCGAAGAUUCUAAUUGUAGUAAAACAUCGCAACAAGUUUUAGAAAUACAAGAAAAUACUGAUGAUGCAUCAAAUAAAAUAGCGGAAUGUAUCAAUAAUGAUGUAUCGAGUCACAUACAAAGUAAAAAUAAUACUGAAAUAAAAAUGGAUAUAACUGAAGAAACAGUAUUAGAACAUCAAUUUUCCAAUGAAAUUUCUAAGGAAACUGAUUUAUUUAUUAAUACAUCCACUGUAUCGACAAUGGAAUUAACUGAAAGUACAGACAAAAAUAAGGAAAAUAUUGAAAUAGAAUUAAGUAUAUCAACAGUUGCCGAAACAGGAAAGCAAGAUAAUUCUACAACUUUUAGUGAAAAAGAGACGCCAAAUGCAGGAAAAGUAAAUGAUAAUUGUCCUAUUAUUGAUGAUGCAAAAGAAUGUACAAAAGAUAUACUUGACUGUGAAGCUAGAGAUGUUUCCGUAUCUGAAUCUCAGGAAUCUACUUUAACUGAAAUGUCUGAUAAGGAAUUAAAUAUGAUAGAAGUGACAAGUAAAAAUAAUAAUUGUCAGGAAGCAGAUGUUAUUAAUAAAAUUUGUCAGAAAACACACGAUGUUUCAGUAAAAACUAAAAUUAAUGAUGAUUCUCAAAAAACAGCUUUUAUACAAGAGAUUGAAAGAACUGCUACAACUUCCAAUACUCAAGAUAAUAUGGAUGUAGUCAAGAAAACAUCUGUGCCAAUGAAUAAAAAUACAUUUCAAACUGCAUCAGAUACAGCUAAUAAAGAAUUAAUUUUAAAUGAAGAUACAUCAACAAAUCAUUCAGAUAUUGAAGAAAAGAAUGCAAUGGAUACACAACCUAUAGAUAGUCAUUUGUUAAAUGAAGAAAAUUCAGAUUUGUGCUUUAAAAAUUUAACAAUACAAAAUGAUUCAACUAAUAUUAAUGAUUCUGAAAAAACAAAUGUUUGCAUGCAAGAAGAUGUUCUUGGGCAAACAGAUGAAACAUUAACUCCAGUUGAAUAUGACAAAUCUGUUAAACAAUUUCCUUUUAUGUCAGAAAAAUCUGAAAUUGAUGAUACUGCAUCUAAUAAAUUCGAGGAAUUACAUUCUGCUCCAAUCUCGUGUGAUAAUUCAAGUAACAUAAUUGAAAAUAUAAGCAAAUUUGAAGUUGAAGAAAUAGAAGAUGUAGAAAGGAAGAUAUCUGAAGCGAUAUCACUCUCUAAGGAUGAAGAUGAAACUUCAAUGAAAAACAAAUCAGAAAAAACGCUUGAUCAACCUGAAUGUAUUCAAAAAGAAGUUAGUUCAUCUGUGCAGAUAGAAACUAAGUUAACUUCGGAAAACACAUCUACUAAUGUAUUAUUAGAGAAUGAUACAAAUUCAUCAUUGACUGAAAAUUUAAUUGUUUCAGAAGAUGAUGUAACAGAUUACGUGUGCAAUAAAAUACAGAAAGAAGAUACAGUCAUGAAAAAUAUUACUGAGAUAUCGUUGAAUGAGGCAGCAAUAAAAGUAUCAGAAUUAAAUGAAGAGAAAAUUAAAGAAAUUGAAAAAGAAAAAAGUCAUAAAAUAAAUUCAGAUUUGGAAUUGAUAAUUUCAGAAGUAGAUAUCCGGACAAAUCAAAAGGAUAUCAAUUUACAAGAUGAUGAAGAUAAAAAAUCGGGCGAAAAAUCUGUAAAAAUAUCUGUGGAAUCGAAAGAAUCGAUCGAUGAUAAUGUAACACCGAUAAUCGAGGAGAAUGUGAAAUCAAUCAUAGAUGAAUCCAUUGAUGCCAAUUUAAAAGAGGUACAAUCGAAUGUAAUUGAUAUUUCUUUAUUACACGAAAGCUCGAACGAAAAUCUGAAUGCCGAAAAAUCAACGGAGAAAUUGUCUCAAGAUUCGGAAAGUAUAGAUACUCCAGCUACUGCUCAAACUAUAGACACUUUAGAGGGAUUUUUGGAUAUAACUCUUAUGUCGGACAACGAAAACUCUUCAUUAAAGGAUAUAAAAACUGAAGAUAAAGUCCUAAUGGAAGAAAUAGUAAAUAAAAAUAUUGAUAUGGAUCUGUUAUUAGAUCAAGCAAAUCAAAGCGAAGCAACCAUGACGCAAAAUUCAGACUACAUAACAAACGUGAUUGCUAGUUGUUUGACAAACAGAGAUAAUGAAAUGAGCGAAGCUAAUAUCAACAUAUCAAGUAAUGAUAAAAUUACCGAAAACGAGGAUAGUAGCUUAAAAAUGAACGAAGACAUGAGUAUGGUAAAUGAGACGGCGGAUAACGAAAAGAUAAUAGAAGAAUCUCUUGAAACGGAUAGCAAUUUGCAACAGAAUGAUUUGGACAUGGAUUUCGAAAGCAACCGAUUAGAGACAGUCGAUUUAGAGGAAAGUGAAGCGAAGCUGGAAUUGUCGCAGGAUAUUUUGCUGGAGGGUGUGAGUGAAAAUCUUUCCCAACAUGCUGAUACUCCUAUCGUCAUCGAGAAUUCGCAGUCGAGUUCGGAAAUCUCUGAAUUAGAGUCUGCGGUAAAAUUCUUACAAGAAUCCGAAGAGCAGACGAUAGACUCUUUGGUACUGUCACCAAAAAUGGUGGAGAGUGUCGUCGAGGAUAUAACGAAGCAGGCAAACGCAGAGCUUUACGUGUCCGAUGAAAUUGAUAAUUAUGCGAACGCCGAAUCCGAAUUGGAGCAUCUGAAAGACACUGCGGAUGCUAUUUCCAUCUCGGAAGCCGAGAUCAUAUCAGAGGCAGCUAAGUUGGAAAACGAGCGGAAAUUCGCAACACAAAUGCAAAACGUUCCCAGUAUCAUUGUGAAGGACACCGAAGAAGAGAUAAAUGAGACAGAAGCUUGCACAUAUUCGAAGACAUCGUCUGAUACGGCUUCUGUCGCAGAUAGUUCCUUGAAUACACAAACAGUCACACGUAUGAAACAAUUACACGAAGGAAAAGAAAUUGUAACCAUUCAAUCGUUGCUCACAGAAAGUAUUCCGGAAAGUGAGCUGAUUCCAGGAAUGUCAAUAUUGGAAGAACGACUGAUGGAACCACCGAAGAUCGAAAUACCUAUUCUGGAUUCGGCUAAAGUGUUGGAAUCUUCCAUUAGUCCUAACGAUAAUCUUCUCAUACCGAAGGAUGCGAGAACUAUCGCGUAUUCGAGGAUGUUGGAAUCACCAAAAUCGAUUGACAAGAUUGAAUCGAAAGGCGCCGACACGCCACGUAAAGAUUCUGAGAAGCACUCAGAUUUUGAGAAUGUUGGUUCGCCAAGAAUAAUCCUGAAGAUUGCAAAAUCGGCGAUCACGGACUGCAGUGAACCGCGAUCGCCGAAGAGUCCAAAGAUUCGAUCAGCUACGAAUUCGCCGAAUCCGGACGAUAGUCCGGGUCAGAAGUUAGGAAAGAUUAAAUUGAAGUUAUCGAAGGGAGGCCACCCCUCUAUAAUAUCUAACGAGAAUCUGGACGAAGUCAAUCAGUGGCACACUGACAACACAUCGUCGUUAUCUCCUAUCGGCAUGAAAAUUAAACUGUCCAAAUCCGGUGACGCUUCAAUCGUGGGUACAGAGAAACACGAAAGUCUAGAUGAUUCAAAGGAGACAAAAUAUAAAAUUGAAGAGCCGAAAAGAACGGAUUCUCCGAUCGGUAUGAAGAUAAAGCUAUCCAAGUCUGGAGAUGCUUCGAUCAUCUCCGAUUCCAGGCAACAGGAUACCAAAGAAUCUCUUACAAAGCAUAAAGAAAAAUUAGAGAUACCACAAGGAAGCCCAAAAAGAACAGAAUCUCCGAUCGGCAUGAAGAUCAAGCUCUCCAAAACUGGUGACGCUUCUAUUAUUCAAACUGACAGGCAAGAAUCUUUAGAGGAGCAUAAGGAAAUUACACAAAAGCGAACCGAUUCUCCAAUUGGCAUGAAAAUUAAACUGUCAAAGACUGGUGACGCUUCUAUCGUAUCUCCGGACACUCCUGAAGACUUCACGAAGAUAAAGGAAAAGCAGGAUUAUUCGGAACUACCGAAAAGAACCGAAUCUCCAAUCGGAAUGAAGAUAAAACUAUCCAAGUGUAAAGGUGGUGCAUCUAUUAUUUCUGUAGACAAUGCUGAAGAUACAAGAGAUAAAUUGGAGAUACCCGAUCCACCUAAGCGCACUGAAUCACCACUUGGUAUGAAGAUAAAGUUAUCCAAAACCGGAGAUGCAUCUAUUAUACAUUCCGAGGUCACAGAUGAUGUUAAAGAAAUAAAAUACAAAGACAAAUCUGAAAUGUCGCAAGACACUGUGAAAACAUCUGAAUCUUCUGGAAUCAAGAUCAAGAUGAAGACAGGCGAAGCAACAUCAUCAGGCUCGCCGGAUGUUGCUGAGGAGCAAGAGAUAUUCCAAGCCUCCGAAUCAUCAACAGGUGGCAUUCCGAGAAUCAAAGUAUCCAAAUCUGGGGAUACAUCGAUUGUUUCUAAUAAAACGGAAUCGACUGAAGAUUCAAGAUCACGGGAGAGUCAGGUAGAAGCAUCAAAGAGAACAGAAUCUCCACUUGGUAUGAAAAUCAAACUGUCCAAGAGUGGUGAUGCUUCUAUUGUGCAGAGCGAGGCUAUAGCUGAAGAGCAUCAAAAUAAGAUUACUCGUGUGUCCGAUACGGAAUAUUCAAAAGGUGGCGACUCAUCUCUCGGGAUGAAGAUCAAGCUAUUCAAGUCAGGUGAUGCUUCAGUAGUUGAGACACCUUCCAGUUCUUCCGAAAAGAAAGACAAGCAACAGAGACGCAGAGAUACCGCCGAAUCGCCGCUGGAGAUGAAGAUCAAAUUGUCCAAAACUGGUCACCCAACUAUUGUAGCAUGCGAUAAUCACGGAGAGUCCUCCAUGCCCAAAGGUAAGGAUCCAGCAACUCUGGAUGCAGCAAUGAAUUUUUCUCAUAGGUAUAUAGAGCACGCUACAGCGCAUAAGGAAUCCACAUUGAAAAUCCUCAAGACUAGCAGUCACCAUCCAUCUAUUCUGCAGAGCAAUCGUUCUGAACUGACGAUUGAGCCAGUGCAGGUGCAGAGCAGAAAGCAACCAGCAGAAAAUGUUCAGCAGCAAAUCGAAAUAUCGCCCAAGCGUAAAGAUGUAACGAUCUCUCCAGUUGAGAACAAAAAAUCUAAGCUGGAGACGCAACUCUCACAGAUCUUGCCGGAAGUUACCAUCCAACCAGUAUUGUGUCGGGAUCAGAAACAACAACAACAGCAACAGCAGCAGCUGUUGUUCGAUCCUAAAACGAGUCUAAUCAGUCGACAGCAGAUGAAUGUGAUCAACCAGGAAAUCAGUAUCACACAAGUACGGCCAGACAGUGCUUCUGACAAGUUUAAGGAUACGUGCAAAAAUUCACCAGGUGGAUUGUCGGAUUGCGAGAUCAUCGAACAUCGUCCAGAACUGAUAAUUGUCAACGAAAAUUCGAACUCCAGCCAAGAUGUUGUCAUUAUAGAGGAAGUGACCCCUAACAGAACAGCCGAUAUCAAGGUGCCAAAAAAGAGAGGAAGACCACGAAGAAAUCCCGCGGCACAAGUUCAGCAGUCUCCACAAAUGCUGAUGUCCAGAGAUCCCCUAGCCCUGGACGAAAUGCAGCAAGUUCCUGCGCAACAAUUCGAACACAGGGAAAAUGAGAGACCUAAGAGAACCUGCAGAAACCAGAAGAGUUACGCUCCGCCUAAAAGAGGUAGAGGACGAGGUCGCGGUAAACGCAAACUAGAUAACGUGGAACCUCAAGUUGGAAAGAAGGCUCGUGUAGAUCAAGAUUUAGACGCUAUAGAAGCUUCGACAAUGGCUGUCAUUACUAUAGACGAAACACCAGCACAACAAGAGUCACUUCGAAAAUCAUCAGAACAACUGUACAAAGCGCUGAAACAACCGCCCAUAGAUCGUAAAAAUAUGAGUUCCACAUUAAGUCGCAAAGAAGAAAAGGGGAAAAAAGAUUGUAAAGCCUCGAACUCUGAGAUCGUGACAUUAGACCCUGCCAGGUUGUCGGAUGUUCAAGAAGAUGCGAAGAAAGCAUCUACGAGUCAGAGUCCAUUGGUCUCGAAAGUUGACGAACAGCCUAAAAAACCGACCUUAGAAAUCGUCUGUGAGAAAACGCAGAAGUCAGCAGCAAAACAUGCUGAAAAUAAAGGUAAGAUGUCAGACGGGAUUAAAGAGAUACCUGUACCUCCCGGACAUUCGAAUUGGCUGACGCCAACGUCAAAGAAGCAAGCAGAUUCAACAGCCAUUAGAGGUGAAACAGUGUCGACAGUACAAGUGAUCGAUGAAGAAACAAGAAUGAGCGCCGAAUCCGGCUCAAGAUCCCAAACACCAGCUAGAAAUAUACCAGCACCAACUUCAGAAACAAUAAUAAAUGAAGAAUCGCAAGGUAGUGUUCUAAGCACUGCUACGACGGAGUCCGAAAAAGUCAAAGUAAAAAACCGAAGAAUGGAGAUUAAUUUUGAUCCCGAUGAAGGACCUUUCACUGUUGAUAAAAUAGCAGAAUAUGAAUGGCCACUGGAUCGAAAGGGUGAAACCUUUAUGAUACAAGAACAAAUAUCACAGUAUCUUGGCGUAAAGUCUUUUAAGCGCAAAUAUCCUGAUCUCAAACGCAGAGUAGUUGAUAUGGAAGAGAGAAAUUAUUUGAGGGAAAAUGGAUUAGUCAGUGAAGCAAUGUGCGAUAUGGGACUAACUGCGAUAUGUAGCUCCGAAGUACUAGAUGUAAUGUGCAGUGAUUUCCCCGAUCAGUACGAAGAAUAUCGCAAACACAUGCGCGAAAAACAAGUUAAGGAACAUUCCAAGAAGCAGAAGGAACUUACGGCGGCAGCAAAUGCGGAGAGAAACAGGAUAGAUCUCGCAGAAAUGGCAAUGCAGUCCGCAUUUACAUGGAACGCUAAUUUAAAUAAAGCUCGCAAGGAACAGCGCAAAUACUGCUUAGAUCUGCAGACUUUCACAAUUCAUCAACCACAGAAGCAACAUAAAGCCGAUUCGGAGCACAAAGUUGGUCAUUAUCCUGUUGCUCUGAUACCAGGACAGUAUACCGAUUAUUAUCGGGAAUAUACACCUGCAGAAUUGCGGUAUUAUCCGCUAAAUACGGUUUUAUAUGGACCCACACGACCUAAUGAACGUAAAAGUGAUAGUCAAUCAGAAGGUUCUCAGAGUGAUAGCGAUAGCGAAUCAUCUUCCGAUGACUCAAGUUCAUCCUCUAGCGAAGGUACGCAAGAUACGGAAGGAUCUCAAUCGACCAUGGACGAAGUAGACAUGGAAAUCUCGAAUUCAAAAGAUGACACAAAGUUAAAGUGCAAGAUGUGCCUGAAAGUUUUAAAUAAACAUAACAAGAACGAAAUAUUAAUUCAAUGUGGUACUUGCAAUGGAAAUGUUCAUCCAUCCUGUAUAGAUUUAACAUUAGAUAUGGUACCACACAUUCAAUCAUACGCAUGGCAAUGCACUGAUUGUAAAACGUGUGUACAAUGUCAUGAUCCUGCAGAUGAAGACAAAAUGCUCUUCUGUGAUAUGUGUGAUCGUGGGUAUCAUAUCUAUUGUGUUGGUUUGCGACGAGUACCACAGGGAAGAUGGCAUUGUCAGGAAUGCGCUGUAUGCGCGAACUGCGGUUCGAGAGAAGCCGGCGGUGCCAAUUCGGACCGAAAUAGUGUUGCGCAAUGGCAACACGAAUAUAAAAAGGGCGAGAAAAAUACUCGAAUAUAUGUCUCGACGCUCUGUGUACCAUGUUCGAAGCUGUGGCGAAAGGGUCGCUAUUGCCCGCACUGCAGUCGCUGUCAUACCGCCCAAAGGCUCGACCUGGAAGCGAAUCUAGUGCAUUGCAGCGCAUGUGACAAGUAUCUGCACUUAGAAUGCGUGGAGACCAAGGGAAUAAUGGUUGACAAAAAAAAUUAUCAAUGUGAUUUCUGUACACCAUCGACCAGCCAGCAUGUAAAGCCUUUAUUGUCGAAGGUGCUCAAAACGUGAAUAUAAUUAUUGUAACAUUGUCAAGAAAAAGAAAAUAUCGUGUUGUAUAAUAUCAAUGCCAGUGGUGUAUAUUAUACUAUUAUAUUAAAGUAAAUAAGUUUUUUAUUGAGUGCGUUUGUAGACAAAUGCGCGCAAGAUUUUCUUCUGGAGUACUUCAUGACAAACGAGUUACAUUGUACAUAGUUGCGAAAUGAGUCAUUUAACUUUUAAUUAUAAAUUUUUAACAUAUUGUUUAUCGCAAGAACAGUGAAUUGUUUAGUAAGAAAAAGACUGAAUGUGUUUAGUUUUGAGCAAAAUUACAAGAUAUGAAGUGACAACGCGAGAAAUCGCGCAUUUUCCCUUGAUUAUAAAUUCUUUAUUCUUUGACGAACUUGAAAUCUAUUAUUGUAUACCAUAAGCUUGAUUAAACGUGCAUUU